Trichoplax adhaerens is the source of this 1143-nucleotide messenger RNA. RefSeq lists its product as uncharacterized. Gene Ontology annotation, cellular component: membrane. The annotation marks the transcript as partial. The transcript is spliced from 12 exons. Lineage: Eukaryota; Metazoa; Placozoa; Uniplacotomia; Trichoplacea; Trichoplacidae. The record is from RefSeq and is a predicted model, not a curated record.
AUUGGGAUAUUUUACAUCAUACCGGCUGUUCAAUUAGUAUUAGUGUACCAGAAUCUUGUGUUCUAUUCGGGAAAUGAGGAUGUCUGCUACUACAAUUUUAAAUGUAGUCGACCUUUGGGGAGUUUGAGAUCAUUCAAUAGCUUCUUCAGUAACAUUGGCUAUAUAAUGUUAGGAGCCUUAUUUAUAAUCUUGGUUUCUGGAAAAAAAUAUUUCUAUGUUCGGGCGGCAAAUAAGUGUAUCGCACUUGCCAAGGGAUAUGGAGUUCCACAGCGCUUUGGGCUUUAUUUCACUAUAGGUUUUGCCAUGAUAUUAGAAGGAAUCCUCAGCGCUACUUACCACAUCUGUCCUAAUAGAUCGAAUUUUCAAUUUGAUACAUCAUUCAUGUACAUCAUUGCUAUUUUAAUCAUGGUCCAGCUUUAUAUUGUUCGUCAUCCAGAUUUGAUCGCUAGUGCACACCUAAUAUUCGCUUCAUUUACCAUAAUCGUUGGCCUAUGUGUCAUUGGCGUUCUAACGGAUGCCUCUCGAGGUGCAUGGAUUGCUUUCGCAGUAUUUCAUAUCGCCGUAGUCGGUGCAUUAACGAUCCAAUAUUAUCGUUUUGGAACAUUUAAAUUCGGUAAGCAUAUAAAAUUGCAUUUCAGAGUUAUUCAUAGCCAUAAUUAUGAUUUUUACGUUACUUUCUGUUUUAAUCCAAGCUUUCAUUGCCAUACUGAUAGUAUUUUUGUUAUAUUGUUAAAAAGGAUGAUAUAUUAUCUUGCUGCAGCUCCUGAAGAUUUCGGUAGUUUCAUCCUGGCUAUUCUUUUGGUUAACCUUGCCUUAUAUUUAUUUUACUACAUUUAUAAAAAGAUAUCCUUCCAAUACUCUGAAAAAAAAACGAUGCCUUGGUUACCGAUGGUCUUAUUUGCUAUAACAAUUGCGUUAUGGGGAUUAGCCUUGCACUUCUAUUUUCAAGCUGGAUCAAACUGGCUGUAUACACCUGCUAAGUCACGAGAGUACAAUCGAGAUUGUAUAGUUAUGGACUUUUAUGAUACUCAUGAUAUCUGGCAUAUGCUUUCCGCUGGUGGAAUCUUUUGCUUUCUCUUGGUCCUGUUUACGUUAGAUGAUGACCUUCUUGAACUCCCAAGAAACAAAAUUCAUCUGUUCUAA